UCUCUGGCAGCUAAUGAAGCAGCUGCUGAGCCAGCUCUGGUUUUCAGGAAGUCAGAUGACCUUUCCUCUCUCUGUGCUCUCUGCCUCUCCCUGCCCCUAAAGUGGACACCAUGGACCCACUAAUGGCUGUCCUUUGCCUGCUGCCCCUAUUCCCAGGCUUGGCUGCAGCCAUUCCGUCCUGCUCUCAGAACGUGCAAAUCUCUGGUGGCAAUUUCACCCUCAGCCACGGCUGGGCCCCUGGGAGUGUCCUCAUCUACUCCUGUCCCCUGGGCCGUUACCCAUCCCCGGCGUCUCGGCUGUGCUUGAGCCAUGGACAGUGGCAGACCGCGAGAUCCACCCGGCUGACAAAGGCAGUCUGCAAACCUGUUCGUUGUCCAGCACCUGUUUCCUUUGAGAAUGGCAUGUAUACCCCACGGAUGGGCUCGCACCCUGUGGGCGGCAACCUGAGCUUCGAGUGUGAGGAUGGCUUCAUGCUGCGGGGCUCGCCUGUGCGGCAGUGUCGCCCCAACGGCAUGUGGGACGGUCAGACGGCUGUGUGCGACAAUGGCGGCAGCCACUGCCCCAACCCAGGUAUUUCGGUGGGCUCGGUACGAACGGGGUCCCGGUUUGGCCUUGGGGACAAGGUCAGCUACCGCUGCUCCUCAGACCUGGUGCUGACGGGGUCUGCGGUGCGGGAGUGCCAGGGCAAUGGUGUCUGGAGUGGGACGGAGCCCAUCUGCCGCCAACCCUACUCGUAUGACUUUCCUGAGGAUGUGGCCCCUGCCCUGGGCGCCUCCUUGUCCCACAUGCUUGGAGCCACCAAUCCCACCCAGAAGAAGAAGGAAACUGUGGGCCGAAAAAUCCAAAUCCAGCGCUCUGGUCACCUGAACCUCUACCUGCUCCUGGACGCCUCUCAGAGUGUGGCCGAAGAAGACUUCCGCACCUUCCAGGACAGCGCCAUCCUCAUGGUGGACAGGAUCUUCAGCUUUGAGAUCAACGUCAGUGUCGCCAUCAUCACCUUUGCCUCAAAGCCCAAAAUCAUCUUGCCUAUCUGGGACAAAAACUCCCGGGAUGUGACCGAAGUGAUCAGCCAUCUGGACAACAUCAACUAUAAAGACCAUGAAAAUGGAACUGGAACCAACAUGUAUGAGGCUCUAAAUAGUGUCUAUACGAUGAUGAAUAACCAAAUUCAUCGCCUCAGUAUGGACACAGUGACCUGGCAGGAAAUCCGACACGCUAUCAUCCUUCUGACAGAUGGAAAGUCCAAUAUGGGGGGCUCUCCCAAACCAGCUGUUGACAGUAUCAAGGAGAUUUUGAACAUCAACCAGAAGAGGAACGACUAUCUGGACAUCUAUGCCAUCGGGGUGGGCAAGCUGGAUGUGGACUGGAGAGAACUGAAUGAACUGGGCUCCAAGAAGGACGGCGAGAGGCAUGCCUUCAUCCUGCAGGACACACAGGCUCUGUACCAGGUCUUUGAGCACAUGCUGGAUGUCUCCCAGCUCAUAGACACCAUAUGUGGGGUGGGAAACAUGUCAGCUAAUGCCUCUGCCCAGGAGAGAACACCCUGGCAUGUCACUAUCAAGCCUAAGAGCCAGGAGACCUGCCGCGGCUCCCUCAUCUCAGACCAGUGGGUCCUGACUGCCGCUCACUGCUUCCGCCAUGCCGACGAGGACCGUUCCCUGUGGAGGGUCAACGUGGGGGAUCCCAACUCCCAGUGGGGCAAAGACUUCCAAAUUGAGAAGGUGGUAAUCUCCUCGGAGUUCAAUGUCUUUGCCAAGAAGCCUCAGGGAAUCCUGGAGUUCUAUGCUGAUGACAUUGCGCUGCUAAAGCUGGCCCAGAAAGUGAAGAUGUCCACCCAUGCCAGGCCCAUCUGCCUUCCCUGUACGGUGGGGGCCAAUCUGGCCCUGCGGAGACCCCCAGGCAGCACCUGCCGAGAGCACGAGAACGAACUUCUGAACAAACUGAGCGUUCCUGCUCAUUUUGCGGCCUUGAACGGGGACACACUGAACAUUAACCUCAAGACAGGGAUGGAGUGGGCAAGCUGUAUCGAGGUCGUCUCCCAAGACAAGAAAAUGUUCCCCAAUUUAACAGAUGUCAGAGAGGUGGUAACAGACCAGUUCCUAUGCAGUGGGACCGGGGAAGAUGACAAUCCCUGCAAAGGAGAAUCCGGAGGAGCAGUUUUCCUUGAGCGGAGAUUCAGGUUUUUUCAGGUGGGCCUGGUGAGCUGGGGUCUCUACAACCCCUGUAGCAGCACCAAUAAAAACUCCCGCAAGAAAGCCCCCAGGGGCAACGUCCCACCGCCGCGAGACUUCCACAUCAGUCUCUUCCGCCUGCAGCCCUGGUUGAGGCAGCACCUGGAGGGUGUCCUGGACUUUUUGCCCCUCUAAUCAUGCCCACUGAGCCCUCUGCUGUCCUGUGGGGCCUGCCAUCUGUCCCAUGUCCUACCUCUGAAUGUCUGUCCCCAGACCCAUCCUCACCCAGUGCCCACCCUCAGCUUAACGUGACUCACUCUCCUUUCACUUUCACAUGGAAUUCCCCACUUAUGAAAUUAAUAAAAAUCAGUGAUUUCCA
Messenger RNA from Rhinolophus ferrumequinum (greater horseshoe bat), 2550 nucleotides. It is a transcript of the gene C2, whose product is annotated as complement C2. Gene Ontology annotation, biological process: complement activation; proteolysis. The transcript has 18 exons. The coding region runs from base 111 to 2366 and encodes 751 amino acids. NCBI's taxonomy places the organism in Eukaryota, Metazoa, Chordata, Mammalia, Chiroptera, Rhinolophidae. Gene Ontology annotation, molecular function: serine-type endopeptidase activity. The record is from RefSeq and is a predicted model, not a curated record. Gene Ontology annotation, cellular component: extracellular region.